Messenger RNA from Cornus florida, 1348 nucleotides. Its product is annotated as inositol oxygenase 1-like. The coding region runs from base 47 to 1099 and encodes 350 amino acids. Gene Ontology annotation, molecular function: inositol oxygenase activity; iron ion binding. Gene Ontology annotation, cellular component: cytoplasm. The record is from RefSeq and is a predicted model, not a curated record. The transcript has 11 exons. Lineage: Eukaryota; Viridiplantae; Streptophyta; Magnoliopsida; Cornales; Cornaceae. Gene Ontology annotation, biological process: inositol catabolic process.
GUUCGACGUAACAUAAAACUGAUUUAGAGAGAGAGAGAGAGAGAGAAUGGCAUGGAGCGCCCCUGUCGCCUCGAAGUCCUUCCAUGUACCGGCGGUGAACACAGAAGCACCGUGCUCUGUGCCGGUGGCCAGCCUGAGUUCAUGGAGGGGCUCGACUUCCUCGCAGCGAUUGAAGCUGGUUGCUUGCUUAAGCACUUCAACUUACGGGAGAAUAGAGACUGAGGAUCAGAAAUUCCCCAACAGGAUCGAAAAUGAAUUGGUGUUCCACGGUGGAUUUAUGAUGCCUCAGACCAAUUCAUUUGGCCACAACUUUAGGGAUUAUGAUGCAGAAAGUGAGAGGCAACAGGGUGUAGAGAAUUUUUAUGGCAUCAAUCACAUUCACCAAACUUAUGACUUUGUGAAGAAGAUGAGAGAAGAGUAUGGAAAAUUGGACAAGGUGGAGAUGAGCAUAUGGGAAUGCAGUGAACUUCUAAACGACGUCGUGGACGAGAGUGAUCCCGACUUGGAUGACCCUCAGACUGAGCACUUGUUGCAGACAGCGGAAGCCAUCAGAAGAGACUAUCCCAAUCAGGACUGGCUGCACUUGACUGCCCUUAUCCACGAUCUUGGGAAGGUUCUUCUUCAUCCUAGCUUUGGAGAGCUUCCUCAAUGGGCUGUUGUAGGUGACACAUUCCCUGUUGGUUGUGCUUUCCAUGAAUCAAUUGUUCAUCACAAGUAUUUUAAGGAAAAUCCAGACUACAACAAUCCUGCUUACAACACUAAAUAUGGAGUUUACUCCAAAGGCUGUGGACUCAGCAAUGUGAUGAUGUCCUGGGGGCAUGAUGACUACUUGUAUAUGGUGGCCAAGGAGAACAAAACAAGUCUACCAUCAGCAGCACUUUUCAUAAUUCGGUACCAUUCCUUUUAUGCUUUACAUAAAACAGGAGCUUAUAAGCACUUAAUGAAUGAGGAAGAUUUUGAGAAUCUGAAAUGGCUCCAAAUAUUUAACAAAUAUGACCUAUACAGCAAGAGCAGGGUUCGAAUUGAUGUGGGAAAAGUGAAGCCAUACUAUCUCUCUCUCAUAGAAAAGUACUUCCUCCCUGCAAAGCUAAGGUGGUGAAGAAGGACAUGGUGAAUUAAUUGGUGAUGAUUGGUUACGUUAGACCAAAUUAAUUAGUAGAUUAUAUGAUCCUCCGAGACUUAAGAUUUAGUUGCAUUUCCUUUUAUGAAGUAAUAUCAUAGUUAUGGUUUAUAUGUAAAAUAUUUCCUUCGUUGUAUUCAGCAUAAUUAAGUUCCUCCAGUUUGUUAGUGAGCAACAAAAGAAUAAAGUUUAUUACAUAUACGUCUUUCAAGUGAGAGGGAUAAACUA